CAGUAUCUUGGAUCGAUUUUCACUAUUGCUCCAGCUCUAGCUUUGAAACCAGCGCCUCAUCCUUUUCACCUGCCAUCUACAUCCUUGCUGCAGCUCGCCAGCAUGCAUGUUCCAUCUAUUCGUCAGUCUGCCACGGUUGGCAUUGCUUUUUGCGCCAUUGUCGCUGUUGCUGCUCCUGUGGCGACGCCGGUUGAUCUUGGUGCUGAUGCAGUGGACAUUGUCAAGCGUGCUCCCGAGCCAAUUCCUAACAAUGUAGACAACAUAUCGCACUUCAAUGAACCCAUCGUCACGCGCGAUGAGCUGGAGAAGCGCCGAAACCGAAAUAACAAAUGCAGACGCGACAAGAAAGGAGGCAGAAAAGACUGCAACUACGACGACGACUACGAAAACUACCGAGGCAAAGGCGGUAACGACGAUCUCAACAAGCGCGACGGCGGCGGUGACGGGGACAACCAGAACAACGGCGCUUGGGACGAUAUGCUCAACAAGGGCGGGUACGGCGGAGGACACGGCGGCAAAGGAGGCGGCGGCGGAGGAGGCGGCGGUUGGGGAGGCGGUGGUUGGGGAGGCGGCGGCGGCGGCGGCGGCAAAGGAGGUUGUAAGGGUGGGAAGAAGUGCGGAGGAGGCUGGGGAGACGAUUGGAACGACGACCGGAAGGGCGGCCGAAAGGGCGGGAAGAAAGGUCCCUGGCGCCGUGAUGAGAACCCCGAGAACAUCGACGACUAGUCGAGUAACGAGGACCAAACGGACCCGUCAACUUCCCGCAAGGACAACACACAAGCAAUGCAAGAGCAUACUUCGUUCGUCUUUCUUUCUUUCGUACGUCUUCACAUUGAAACAACCACUCUGGCUAGGCUUGGACAAAAUUUGGCAAGAAAAAGAAGGAAAAAAGGUUGUCUCCAAUUCCAUUCAGUACACAUAUAUAUUAUAGUUGAUGCCGUUUCAAAUUGCUAAGUUUCGAACACUUCCAUUACAUCAAGCCACUU
Colletotrichum destructivum is the source of this 986-nucleotide messenger RNA. RefSeq lists its product as uncharacterized. The record is from RefSeq and is a predicted model, not a curated record. The coding region runs from base 103 to 726 and encodes 207 amino acids. The transcript is spliced from 4 exons. Lineage: Eukaryota; Fungi; Ascomycota; Sordariomycetes; Glomerellales; Glomerellaceae.